Messenger RNA from Capsicum annuum, 1303 nucleotides. RefSeq names its product putative RING-H2 finger protein ATL21C. Bases 327 to 1208 code for a protein of 293 amino acids. NCBI's taxonomy places the organism in Eukaryota, Viridiplantae, Streptophyta, Magnoliopsida, Solanales, Solanaceae. The transcript is spliced from 2 exons. The record is from RefSeq and is a predicted model, not a curated record. Gene Ontology annotation, molecular function: polysaccharide binding.
UUUAUUUGAAUAUACAAAACUUAGAAGUUCCUGAUAUCAAAAUAUUGGAGUUUUAUGAGUAGAAGAUUUUGCUGUUGCCUGUUUCCCAUUUAUAUAGCUGUGUUAGUAUUUUGAUGGCUUGACAGAGAGAGGAAAGUUGAUUAUGUAAUUUACCAAGUAAAUUUAAAUACACUUUGGUCCAACUCUUUCUGUGUCUUGCUUUUGCUUGAGAAGACCAACAUAUAUAAAAUAUUACAACAGAAAGAUAUAUACUCUGUUAAAUUAAUUAAUCACUAGUUAACUUCCUUAAAUUUUUGUCUAAACAAAAAAAGUCAAAAUCUCCAGAGAUGAGACCUAUGAGCAUUUUGAGUCUCUUCUUUUUUCUUUUUCUCCAUCAUUCUUUCCUUAGUAAUACACAAAAAUUCUCUUCUAACAUUUCCAUUUGUGGGAAUCUCACCAUACAAUACCCUUUCCAACUACAAUAUGAAAACACUCAACAAAAUCCAAAUUAUUUUCCCCUAACGUGUACUGAUCAAGGUAAUACACUUCUCAAUAUUCCAUUUUCAGGAGAUUUUCUUGUAAAAGAAAUCAACUAUUCCAGCAAAGAGCUAAAACUCCAAAAUCCUUCUAAUUUUCUUCCAAGAAAGCUUCUAUAUUUAAACCUUUUUUCUUCUUCUCCGUUUUCGGCUUCUUCUUCUCACUUACAUGGAGACCUUCGACUAUCAUGGGAUGUUCACCUUGGCAAGUAUGGAGAGAGUAACAGGGCAAGCAGAGAAAACAGCAAUUCCAAUGCUCCAAGAACAGGUAGUACUUCACGUAAAGAAAUAAUCUUGAUCUUUUUUGUGGGUGCAUCCCUCAUUCUACCAUCCGUCCUCUGUUUAAUCUGCGUUUCAUGCCGAGUAUUUCUCGAACUAAGCCACCGCCGCCGAAUUGCUGCUGCCACUGCCGCUGCAGUUGCUACGGCAAGGUUCGCACCAAUGCCGAUGAUAGUGAUAGAAGGGCUCGAUGAAUCCACGAUUCAGUCCUAUCCAAAAGUGGUUCUUGGUGAAAGCAGGCGAAUUUCGGGAAUAAAUGUUAUGAUCUGCGCAAUCUGCUUAGGUGAGUACAGUGCGGGAGAAACACUGAGAUGCGUACCUGAAUGUGAACAUUGCUUCCAUGUUGAAUGUAUUGAUAAAUGGUUGAAGAUGAAUGGGACUUGCCCUGUCUGCCGGAAUUCUCUUUGUUCGUGAUCUUGUGCAGAUGCUUCAUAACUUCACUUCGACUCGAAUAAUGUAUAUCUAGAAAUAUGUUUUCUGAACAUAUAUGCACAGUAUAUUACACUCGA